AUGGAGCAGUGUGCAGGAGGAGCAGUCCUGAAGUUGAGUUUGCGAGGCGACACGGCGGCGGCGGCGGCCGCGCUGCUCCCGCUCCUCGGCCUCCCCAUGGAUAUGCACUGCAAAGCAGAUCCCUUCUCCGCGAUGCACCCAGGGCACGGGGGUGUGAACCAGCUCGGGGGGGUGUUUGUGAACGGCCGGCCCCUGCCCGACGUGGUGAGGCAGCGCAUCGUGGAGCUGGCCCACCAGGGUGUGCGGCCCUGUGACAUCUCCCGGCAGCUGCGGGUCAGCCAUGGCUGCGUCAGCAAAAUCCUGGGCAGGUACUACGAGACUGGCAGCAUCAAGCCUGGAGUGAUUGGUGGCUCCAAGCCCAAGGUGGCAACGCCCAAAGUGGUGGACAAGAUCGCUGAAUACAAGCGACAGAACCCAACCAUGUUCGCCUGGGAGAUCCGGGACCGGCUGCUGGCUGAGGGCAUCUGCGACAAUGACACGGUUCCCAGCGUCUCAUCCAUCAACAGGAUCAUUCGGACCAAAGUUCAGCAACCUUUCCACCCAACGCCGGAUGGGGCAGGGACAGCAGUGACCGCCCCUGGCCACACCAUCGUUCCCAGCACGGCCUCCCCUCCUGUUUCCAGCGCCUCUAACGACCCAGUGGGAUCCUACUCCAUCAAUGGGAUCCUGGGGAUUCCUCGCUCCAAUGGUGAGAAGAGGAAACGUGAUGAAGUCGAGGUAUACACUGGUCCUGCCCACAUUAGAGGAGGUGGAGGUUUGCAUCUGGUCUGGACUUUAAGAGAUGUGUCUGAGGGCUCUGUGCCCAAUGGAGACUCCCAGAGCGGUGUGGACAGUUUGCGGAAGCACCUGCGAGCCGACACCUUCACCCAGCAGCAGCUGGAGGCUUUGGAUCGAGUCUUCGAACGUCCUUCCUACCCUGACGUCUUCCAGGCAUCAGAGCACAUCAAAUCAGAACAGGGGAAUGAAUACUCUCUCCCAGCCCUGACCCCUGGGCUUGAUGAAGUGAAGUCAAGUCUAUCUGCAUCCGCCAACCCCGAGCUGGGCAGCAAUGUGUCAGGCACACAGACAUACCCCGUCGUGACCGGUCGUGAUAUGGCGAGCACCACUCUGCCUGGUUACCCCCCACACGUGCCCCCCACUGGCCAGGGAAGCUACCCUACCUCCACCCUGGCAGGAAUGGUGCCUGGGAGCGAGUUCUCAGGCAACCCAUACAGCCAUCCCCAGUACACCGCCUACAACGAGGCUUGGAGAUUCAGCAACCCCGCCUUACUAAUGCCGCCCCACGGGGCUCCGCCCCUGCCGCUGCUGCCGCUGCCUAUGACCGCCACUAGUUACCGCGGGGACCACAUCAAGCUUCAGGCAGACAGCUUCGGCCUCCACAUCGUCCCCGUCUGA
This is a messenger RNA of Psammomys obesus (fat sand rat), 1395 nucleotides long. RefSeq names its product paired box 2 (gene Pax2). NCBI's taxonomy places the organism in Eukaryota, Metazoa, Chordata, Mammalia, Rodentia, Muridae. The record is from RefSeq and is a predicted model, not a curated record. The transcript has 12 exons. The coding region runs from base 1 to 1395 and encodes 464 amino acids. Gene Ontology annotation, biological process: anatomical structure development; regulation of transcription by RNA polymerase II. Gene Ontology annotation, molecular function: RNA polymerase II cis-regulatory region sequence-specific DNA binding; DNA-binding transcription factor activity, RNA polymerase II-specific.